ACGAGAGAUACCGUUGCACAAAACUGUCGCCGCUCGUGAUUGAGCUGCCAGUCGUAGUGCAGGCAAAAGACAUUCCGUGGAUUAGUCAUUUUCGGCUGCUCGGUCCAGUCACCGUGGUUUUGUUGCUUUUUCCGGUGGUUUAGUUUACUGGUUUCAUGUCGUCCUAUUGAUCCCACUGAAGGUGCCGAAAAUUUGAAGUGAUCCUAUAUCUACCAACUGCAAAGUGCUAUCGGUUUUGGGCUGUGUUCGGUAACGAAUGGCUACCGUUUCAUAGCUAGUGUAUUUGUGAGCACAGUCAAUAAGUGCCAAUCCCUCAAAAAGUGACCACGCGAUCCGCAGUCCGUGAGGUGAAGGAAAAGCGAAAAGGCCACCACCGCAAGAGAAAAUAUCGAUUUGGGUGAAAAGUAAUCGUGAAUCUGUCGGAAACAAUCAACCGUCGAAGUGGUUCUACUGUUUAAAAGGCAGUCGUGCUAGAGUGAGUCAGAUUGUCGCUGCUAAUCGUGUGAUUCUUCGUCAUUAUGUGCGAUAUGGGAUUCCUUUCGUGGGUGUAAGUGAUCGUGAAUGAAUGCAAGAGUGUUCUGAAUCGUUUCUCUUUGUAUACCUCCCGUUGCCCAUUUCUUCCGAUAAGGGGAAAGUUACACAGUGAUUGGCGUAUUGCUAUUGUUGUUAUUCUAUUUCGUUGUUGUGUUGGAAAGCAUACGAAGGCGUUGUCUUGUGUUGCACAUAGCAACGGAAGGAAAAAUAAAUUUCCAGUGCAGUUGUCAAAUUAAGCAGCUAACACCUAUCCUGUCCUUGACAAAAGUGCAAUGGAGCUGCUGCACACAAUCUCGAACACAUUCUGGUCCACCAGUGUUUGGCUGCCUCCGAACGUGACGUGGGAAGACAUUAAACCGGGAGUUAGACCGGAUGUGAAUCAUGCCGAUUACCGGCAUCUAGUGUACCCGAUUCCGCUAGCAGUAGUCAUUCUACUGAUAAGAUACGUCGUUGAGCGAUACUGGAUCACUCCAAUUGGUAAAGCUAUUGGCAUCAAGAGCACAGGACCCAAACCACCAAUAUUAAACAAAACGCUAGAGUGGGCGUACAACAGUAACAGCCGGCUGAGGCAUAAAACCAUUGUCAAGUUGACCAAGCAGACCGAACUGACCGAGCGACAAAUAGAGCGAUGGUGGCGUCGCCGAAGGGCACAGGACAAACCGACGACGUUGGUUAAAUUUUGCGAAAACUCGUGGCGAUGCAUCUACUACACGUACAGCUUCAUCUUCGGUUGCAUCGUUAUGUGGGAUAAACCCUGGUUAUGGGACAUCAAGAACUGUUGGUAUGGCUACCCGCACCAGUCGGUAACCAACGAUGUCUGGUGGUACUACAUGAUCUCGAUGGCAUUUUACUGGUCUUUAACUGCGUCGCAGUUCAUUGAUGUUAAGCGGAAGGAUUUCUGGCAAAUGUUUGCCCAUCACAUGAUUACCAUCCUACUGAUGGCGCUGAGUUGGGUCUGCAACUUGCAUCGAGUUGGCUCGUUGGUCCUUCUGGUGCAUGAUUGUGCAGAUAUCUUCUUAGAGGCAGCUAAAAUCACCAAAUAUGCGCAAUAUCAGAAGCUUUGUGAUGCAAUUUUUGCUGUGUUCACCGUGGUUUGGAUUAUUACCCGACUUAUGUUGUACCCGCGCAUCAUCUACAGCUCUUCGGUUGAGGCACCACAGAUACUUCCGAUGUUCCCUGCGUACUACAUUUUCAACACAUUGCUGAUAUUGUUGCUCGUUUUACACAUUGGCUGGACCUAUCUGAUUAUGCAGAUCGUCAUCAAGGCGAUCAAAUGUGGGCAGAUGGAUGGCGAUGUCCGCUCGAGUUCGAGCGAUGAACUCUCGGACAGUUCCGAGAAUGCCCGGCCCUUCGUAGCCAAUGGCACUCCAAAGAAGCAAUCGCACCGGCCUUCACCCAGCAGAUCGGCGAACAGCGCAGCUGACGGUGUCGGCAACGCUGACCCAACCCCAUCGUCACCUAAGAAAAGCCAGUAAAGCGCUUGUUUGCACCAGGCUACUACACAGUUGCUACUUUUACAACCAAUGUUGCUAUGCUAAAAUCGAUUGAAAUGCGUGCGCUAGAGCAUGAUGCGUAUAAUAUAUAUUUAAAUAAAUUGUUAACCCGACCUGUUUGAGUGAAUGGAGUCUAAAUGUGCAACUAGCAAACAAAGAAUGAUAAAAGGAAAUAACGUCUUAAUUAUCGAGCAUAUUUAAGAAACAAACUUUGCUAUCAAUAUAUUUAUUGAACAAAUAGAACAAAGAGGCAAAAAGACCGUCGAAGACGUCUCUUCGGAUGAUAUACAUGAAGAGUGAAACCAACGGUGAUUUUUCUGUUAGAAAAAAAUCCGCAGUCUUCACGAACCGCGUCCUAGAUCAUUAAAAAUGCUAAUCUUUGGUUUUGUUUCAACAUUCCCGGUAACAUUCAACUACACUAGUCUACAAAAGGUUUGGCGAGCGGGUUGAAACUAGUUAUUUUUACAUAUUAGGCGCUUUUUACAAGUAUACGUUUUUUUUUUGUCGCGCUAAAAGAACAAGUUUGUGAACAAAUUACCCCUGAUUUUUACUAGUUUGGUCCCGUUCUUCAAAUUUGAUGGCUAGUUUAACUUUUGACAGAAAACCAAAAAAGGCGAUAGAAAUACUCGUGCGGAAAAAACGAAUUUCAUACCAUGAUAAAGCAUGUUCAUAUAGGAUUGUAGAGUGGAAAUUAAUAUAGGAAGGUGUCUUGUUACGAAGCUUACAAAAUGUAUCGAACAAUCAACGCCCAUUCUAUUUGGACAGCAAACUUGCAAUAUCUCCGCUGAUAUACACUCCAGUACACUAAUAGGACCUCUCUGUUCGGGGUAAAUUAUCUGUUUAUCAAUGAGGAAUGUAAUUACUCACACAUCAUACACAGCUGCCUUUCAUUAGCUGACGGAUAGAAACAAAAAACUUUGUUGUUAUUACUUUGCCUCUGCAAUGCGUGUCGGACACUUUUUUCAUCUUCCAAAGAGAGAGGGAAAGCAUCGAACGUAUACUAUCAGUUAGAUUAGAUGAUCUUGAAAGUAAACCGGAUACAGUAGGAAUAAAAUCUAAGUUUAUAGAUAAAAAGUAAUAUUGUUUCCAAAUUACCAUCCUAGUGAAUAAGCAAAAGGUUCGUUAGACGCGAGUAGAAGCUAUGUAAUGCUCGGUGUAAAUGUGUGCGUAAAAGAAUGCUAUGAUGCAUUACAAAAUUGCAUUUUAAAUCCAUCCCACAAAAAAGCAGCCAAUCUAUGUUAACCUUCUUAGUUCGCUGGUUUUACUACGCCCCGCUUUAUUCUGUUAUUUUGAAUGCUACUUCUUGGCGUUCACCGGACGGAAAUUAGUCGUAAUUAUUUGCUCGUUUUGAGCUUACUUUGAUAUCAGAAGGCGAGGAAAGAUUUCGAAAGAAAACGUGAUCAAAAAGGAAGCACACAAUAAAGUGUAAAACAAAUGGAA
Wyeomyia smithii (pitcher-plant mosquito) is the source of this 3467-nucleotide messenger RNA. Its product is annotated as ceramide synthase 6. NCBI's taxonomy places the organism in Eukaryota, Metazoa, Arthropoda, Insecta, Diptera, Culicidae. Bases 807 to 2009 code for a protein of 400 amino acids. Gene Ontology annotation, cellular component: membrane. Gene Ontology annotation, biological process: ceramide biosynthetic process. Gene Ontology annotation, molecular function: DNA binding; sphingosine N-acyltransferase activity. The record is from RefSeq and is a predicted model, not a curated record. The transcript has 5 exons.